GGAGUGGGCGGGGCGUACUUCCGGAAGUUUCUGAAUGUGUUGUGAUUCUGUUUAUAUAGCGAGUUAGUCUCAGUUUUCUUUUCUUAUAAAAGGAAAAUCUGAGCUUUAUACAUUUAAUUUCACGCCGAGAGACAAGCUGAGGACGGUGCGGGCUUGUUUCGCAGUUUGUUGUUUCCAUGGCACCCCCAAAGAAGCGCACGCUGCCCAAACCUUUACCCGACAGCUUCAUUCUCACAGAUACAGAGAAGAAGAGCUGGAGGCUGGGCCGGAUCAUUGGAGAGGGAGGGUUCGGACUCAUCUACCUCGCUUCUCCGGAUGUGGACAGACCAGUUCCUUCUGACUCACAGUUUGUUGUCAAAGUGGAGUAUCUGGAGAAUGGGCCUUUGUUUUGUGAGCUGAAGUUUUACCAGAGAGCGGCCAAGAAGGACAUGAUUGAGAAAUGGAUGAGGACCAAGCAGCUGGACUUCCUGGGGAUUCCAACUUACUGGGGCUCAGGACAGGCCCAGUACAAAGACCUCAGGUACCGCUUCAUGGUCUUGGAUCGCCUGGGGUGUGAUUUGCAGAAGAUUUGUGAUCAAAAUGGAGGUCAGUUCAAACCCAACACAGUGCUGCAGCUUGGGACCAGACUGGUGGAUGUGCUGGAGUUUAUCCAUGAAAACGAGUAUGUCCACAGCGACAUUAAAGCUGCCAAUCUACUGCAGGGGCACAGAGAUCCACACCAGGUUUACCUGGCAGACUACGGCCUGUGUUACAGAUACUGUCCAGAGGGAGUACAUAAAGAGUACAAAGAGAACCCCAAAAAAGGCCAUGACGGGACCAUAGAGUACACCAGUCUGGACGCACACAGAGGAGUGGCCCCGUCGCGGCGCAGUGACCUCCAGAUCCUGGGCUUCUGUCUGCUGCACUGGCUCUGUGGAGAGCUGCCCUGGGGCAGUCUCCUCCAGACCCCAGGGCAAGUCCAGGAGGCCAAGACCAGGUUUCUGCAGAAUCUCCCUCAGUCUGUGAAGGAGUUUUCAUCCAGUCGAGUCGGGACAGAUGAAGUGGCGUCCUUCCUCCUCUAUGUGCAGUCUUUAAACUAUCAGGACAAACCAGAUUAUCAGCUCCUCAGAGGGAUCCUCAACUGCUCCAGAUCUCAACUGGACCUAGACCCUCCCCGCAGACCUGAGCCACUCCCUAAGUCCAGACCUGAGAAGCCAUCAUCAAGAAACACGAAAACAGGACGAGGCCGAGGUCAGUCCAGAGCUGAGCCGAUGGAGGUCGAUGAAGAGGAGCCGAGGAGGAAGCCCAAACAGAUUGACCCCAAAUAUUUAAGAGGGCCUCCCAUCUACAAACCACAACAGUCCAGAGCUGAAGGAUGUCCAGAGGAGGUGGAUGAAGAGGAGGAGGAAGAGCAGAGGAAGCCCAAACAGAUCGACUCCAAAUAUUUAAGAGGACCCCCCAUCUCCAAGCCACAAAAGACUGAAGGACGGUCUUUACCGGUCCGAGCGGCACGGCUAAAAUCCAAACCAUACCCCAUAGAUGAUUCUGAUGAAGAUGAGGAAGAGGAGGAGCAGAGACUGGAGCCCAUCGCUGUGUGUCACCUCCGAGGGGCACUGAUCAGAGACAGAGACCUCAACACACAGAAAGUGAGGACUCCAGAAAGAAGUCAAAAGUGCCAAAAAGACACAGCAAUUCAAAAUGGCACUGAGAAUCACUUUUACAAAGACAAAAACUUCCAAAGGGAAUACUACAAAAUCUCCUUUAUAGGAAAGGACCAUGCACCCACAGCAGUUCCCACCCGCUCUGACCGGAUCAGAGUAUUCUUCUGGUGGCUGUGCGCUGGACUCUGUUUCCUGGUCGCUCUCGUUUCUUUGAGUUUUGACAUUCACUUUUGUACUGCCAUUUUCACUGUGAUGGGCUGAAAAAUAACACAUCAGUGUUCAAAAUUCAAUUUGAUCAAAUUUUACUUUGUAAAUUUUUGUGAUGUAACUUAAAGAUGCACUAUGCAAUCUUUCUAGUGGAGGGUUUGCCACCUGCUUGUUUCCAUGGAGAUAGUAUUGCUUUGCCUGGAAUAUUCCAGUUUGGCAUUAAAUGUAUCUUUCUUGUGUUUAUUCAACUGCAGGUGUUUUUAUUGUUACAAAAAUACUUAACCUUUGUGCACCACCUGCUUGUCUCCAUAGAAAUAAAUGACUGUUACACUUCAGGCGUCCAUGGAGAUAGUGUUUAAUGCCUUGUGGAACAUUCCAACUAAAACAAACUCUCAAUAGGGAUGAGAGGGUGAUCAAUCCUACAUCAGAAAAGUUACAUAGUUACCUAUGUUCAUCAACAUCUGUCCUUACUAUGAGCAGACAUGCAUCUCCACAAAAAGUUAUACUUAUUUGGCCUGGAGGAGCGUCUCCUCGUGUUUGUUUUUCCAUCAAGAUGCCAAGAAUUCCAUGGAAUGUAUUGCUUUAAUUUUCUAUUUCCACAAAAAUCAACUGUUCCACCAAUGUACUGUCCAGCUUGUUUUGGACUAUUUUACAUCAGUGUAUUUUUCUAUGAAUUUGGUGUGACUAUCUAAAUAUGCAGAAUUUGCAAAUGUCCAAAUGAUAACACUAUAGUGUAGAGUACAGAAUAAUAUAACAGAUUUUAGAGUUCUUCUGUCAAAAGGAAAACACUUAACCUUGUGAGUCCUCCACUGUGUGUUUAGAAUCAUCUGGAUAAUUUCAGCCCUGGAAUUGCCAAUCUCUACUGAGCUAAAGGUAAAAAAUAGCUGUUAACUUAAACUACAGGUUCAUGACAUCGCAAGGUGGAACAGAGCAUUUUGAGCUUUGCAGAUGUAGACAAACUAAUAAUAAAGGGUCUCUCAAAUGUGUGAAUGACACAAAAACUCCAGGUCUGUUUUUGAUGUGGUAACAGCAUUAUAACAUGGCUUAAGGAGUCAAUCUGGCCUAACAGAGGACCUUUAAUAUUAACCACACAAAUGCAGUAACAUCACCUUACACCCAUGUUUGGAACAACACUGCUUUUUAAGUUGAGUUUUUUGCAGCUUAUAAACCGUUUUCUUGAGACAAUAUAAUCUAGUAUUUUGAUGCUCAGUAUUCAUUUUUGUUUUGUGGGAUUCACUGAAGAGGAAAUACAAUGAACAUCUUUAUGUGUUCAGAUAAGUAAUAGUUACCUCACUCUAGAUUCAAGAAAGAAUUAGUUCAUCUUUACGCUGCCAUCUUGUGAAGGUAACAGUGAAAAGUACCUUACAUGACCAUUCCUCAGCUGCAAAGUAUCAAUAAAAUACUAGACUCUUAAUUGUCUAAAACCAUCACCCACUUAUGGUCACACCAAGGACACUUCAAAUAAAACAAAAUAAAAAUAAAAAUACACCUUUGACAUUCAUUCAUAACUCAUCUUUCACUGACUCUUGAACAUUUAAAUGCAAAAAUGGUUAUUGUCCUCUCCUCUUUUUAUGACAAAUUAGACAAGUUUUUUUUUAUUUUAAAGGACCCAUAUUGCCCUAUUUUUUGAUCUGUGUUAUGGUGUUUCCUCACCAAAAACAUUGGCCCUCAUUUACAAAACUUCUGUACGGCAAAAGUUGUGCAUAUAUUUGGAGUACAACCAAAAUGAGCCACUCUCCUGGAUUCAUCAAAACUUGAGAAGGUGGCCUUGACUGGAGGUGGUGUACCACAUACACCAAUUUCAAACAUAUGGCAAAAUGCACUGGAAAACUACUUUUAACUGCAUGUAAUGUAUUGCCCCUUGUUUCUUUUAGGAACAAAUGCAGUAUAUUGUAGUUUGCGUGUUAAGCGUGUUUGCUUAUGAACUACUGUUGAGGCUAUGCUUUUUAAACUUUACUACACCUCCAAAGAUAUAACUGUUGUGGUAGAAAUUUGAGUAUUGUGUGUUGUUGUUUUUCCGUUUUCCAAGAUAGACUGCAAGAGGUAUUAAAAGCCACACUAUUCCUCUUUAGUUUCACAGGAAGGCUAUAGGGAACUUUGUGUUUUUCCAUUUGCAUGUCUGCUGUUUUAUUUCACUUGUCUAUUGUUUGAUCAUCUUUACCCGUACUCAAAUGCUAAUGUGAAGGUGUCUCUGAGCUAAGGCCAAAUAGCCAGCCAGAUGGACCUCAGACAGUAUUUAAGUGUUGUUACCCCAUGGGUCUGGCCCCACCGCAGCAGAAACUCUGUCAGUACUGGGACUAUUUGUUUACCAGCGAAAAUGUAAUAAACCAAUAUACACAGUC
This is a messenger RNA of Periophthalmus magnuspinnatus, 4189 nucleotides long. RefSeq names its product VRK serine/threonine kinase 2 (gene vrk2). The record is from RefSeq and is a predicted model, not a curated record. Gene Ontology annotation, biological process: peptidyl-serine phosphorylation; signal transduction. Gene Ontology annotation, molecular function: protein serine/threonine kinase activity; ATP binding. The coding region runs from base 177 to 1901 and encodes 574 amino acids. The transcript has 15 exons. Lineage: Eukaryota; Metazoa; Chordata; Actinopteri; Gobiiformes; Gobiidae. Gene Ontology annotation, cellular component: cytoplasm; nucleus.